UAUGGUUAACCGUCAUCGACGGCAGCGCUCGCGUCACAAGGCUGCCACUGAGCGCCAAGCUCUAAAUUUCUUUGACAACACGCAGCAUGGUUCACACUAGCCUGGGGAAUUCCGAGUCGAUUUCCCUGCGACACUGGUGUACUAACUAUAGCAAAGUUCUCUCCUUGAUGAAAGACGCCGAAGAGCAGCCUCACCAUAUCAGAUGUGACCUACAAUAGUACAAUCAAUCAUAAUUCUGGAGCGUGAGCAGCGCCUCAUCAUAUGAACACCCUCUCUCAUCCCAACCAUCGUUUUCGCCAUGGCUUCAACAGGAAUCACGAUAGAUGAGGCUACCCUGAUUUCCACAGUGCUGGAAGGCAUUUUAUACGGCUUUUCAGUUCUCAUGUUCAUGGGUACCAUCUGGGCAUUGGCCCACAAACAUGGCCCACGGGACAUCAAUCGCCCGAUGACUGUGGUCGCAAUACUGUUGUUGAUACUGAGUACCGCACACAUGGUAGUGGACAUCAUUCGUCUCGAAGACGGACUGGUGAGGUAUCGUGACACGUUCCCCGGCGGACCAGUGGUAUUCUUCCAAGAUAUUAGUCAAAAAACUUAUGUGACUCAGAAUGCAAUAUACGCCUUGCAAACACUGCUUGGCGAUGGGGUGGUGAUCUAUCGCUGUCAUGUCGUUUGGCGAUCCGUGUGGGUUAUCAUCCUACCAAGCAUGAUGUGGUGCGGCGCCGCAGUGUCUGGUACCGCUGCAGCCUACAAUGCUUUGCGGACGAUUGACGACGGAAACAUCUACACCAAUCAGACUGAACAAUGGGUCAUGGCGUUCUUUACCUUGACACUUUCAACUAAUUUGAUAAGUUCAGGAUUACUGGCAUAUCGUAUCUGGACAUUUGAACGCAAUCUCUCUGCAAUCCGUGCUAGCACGAGUGGUACUUUGAUGCAUAUAGUGCGCGUGCUUGUGGAUGCCGCUUUACUAUACUCUGCGGCGCUCUUGCCCAUGCUAAUAUGCUUCAUUCGGUCAAAUAAUGCACAGUAUGUUAUAGCAGACAUGAUGACGCCGAUAAUCUCGGUUACCUUCUACAUGGUACUUAUUCGCAUCGCAAUCGGGAACAUCACCUACGAUUACCCCCCAACAAUCUGUGGUGCGGCAAUCAGUGAGAUUGACAGGGGAAACCAAUAUUUUAUGAAGCCUUCGCAGGUUCGCAUAUCCCAGUCAGCACGCAAUGACACAUCGUAUAGAGUGGGAAGUCAGGAAAGAACAUUGAUAUGGAAGACGGAGACCAUGGAAGGAACAUCUUGCAAUGUAUAGUCAGCCUGAAAAAGUAAACUGCAGCUCUAUGUAGUUGGAAGGGUGCUCGCAGCAAAUCGCAA
This is a messenger RNA of Suillus clintonianus, 1362 nucleotides long. RefSeq lists its product as uncharacterized. The record is from RefSeq and is a predicted model, not a curated record. Lineage: Eukaryota; Fungi; Basidiomycota; Agaricomycetes; Boletales; Suillaceae. The transcript is spliced from 7 exons. Bases 299 to 1300 code for a protein of 333 amino acids.